CCAGCCCCACGCCAUCCGGGGCCAGAGGUUGUGUGCGCAGCACUCAAAUAUAUAUCUACAGGCGGUGCUGCGCGGCUUUUCUGAGUGUUACGGCGCCCUCCUCCCGCCCCCGCGCCGCGCGGGCGGGGACCCACCGGUUCUGCUCCGCAUUAGCUUCGGCAAAGGGAGGACUCCCGGGAGCCGGUCCCGGGCGUCCAGUCGCCCAACCCUUUUCAGGCUUGGGCCCGCAUGGAGGGGACCGUGGAGUCCCAGACGCCUGAUCUGCGGGAUGUAGAGGGUAAGGUGGGCAGGAAGACCCCUGAAGGGCUGCUACGCGGGCUGCGAGGCGAGUGUGAGCCGGGAACCCCUGGCACCCUGCUGCUCCCAGGGGCGCCUAGCACCGGCCACGGCUUGGGGGACAAGAUCAUGGCGCUGAAGAUGGAGCUGGCUUACCUGCGAGCCAUCGAUGUGAAGAUCCUGCAGCAGCUGGUGACCUUGAAUGAGGGCAUCGAGGCGGUGCGCUGGCUGUUAGAGGAGCGGGGGACGUUGACCAGUCAUUGCAGCAGCCUCACCAGCAGUCAAUAUAGCCUGACAGGCGGGAGCCCAGGCCGCUCAAGGAGAGGCAGCUGGGACAGCCUGCCAGACAUCAGCACCACCGACCGGCUGGACAGUGUCUCUAUUGGCAGCUUCCUGGACACAGUGGACCCCGGCGAGCUGGAUGAACAGGGCCCACCUGGGGCUCCACGUCCUGAGAUGGACUGGGCAAAGAUUAUAGCUGGUGGAGAGAGGGCCAGGACUGAGGUGGAUGUGACAGCCAUGAGGCUAGGGAGCUUGAGGGCUGUGUGGAAGCCCCCAGGGGAGAGGCUUCAAGGUGGACCACCUGAGUCACCAGAGGAUGAGAGUGCUAAGCUGGGCUUCGAGGCCCACUGGUUCUGGGAGCAGUGCCAGGAUGAUGUGACCUUCUUGUAACAACUUUUCCACACUUUUGUAAUCCUCUUUUAUCUGUUAGUUGUGGUCUCCCUCAAAAUUGAUUCUUCCUCAGUCUGAGACUAGGAAGAGGCUGCACGGAAAUCAGUUACUAUGGAAACCUGGCUCAUCAUUUACUGGUACCUAGGGAGUCUCUUCCUUUAUCCCUAAAUUAUUGGGUCCCUGGAGCUAUUUCUUUCUUUCUUUUUUCUUUUUUUUGAGACAGAGUCUUAUGCUGUCACUCAAGCUGGAGAGCAGCGGCAUGAUCACGGCUCACUGUAGCCUUGAUCUCCUGGGCUCAAACAAUCCUCCCACCUCAGCCUCCCACAUAGUUAGGACCAUAGGCAUGUACCACCCUGCCCGGCUAACUUUAAAUUUAUUUUUUGGUAGAGACAGGGUUUCCCUAUGUUGCCCAGGCUGGUCUCAAACUCCUGGGCUCAAGGGGCUCUCCCACCUCAGCCUCACAAAGUGCUAGGAUUGUGCCUGGCCCCUACAGAUAUUUCUACAGAGAUACUGACUCUAGAGGAUUGACCUGUGGCUUCUGGUGUGAAGUAUCUCUUACUACUCCCCCCAGCUAGGUAAAGAUUUAAGGCAUUUAAGACCCCCAGGAGUUCACUGAUGAAGAGAUGGGGGUGUAAUUACUUUACCCAAAGUCUAGAAGCCUUGGCCCUCUCUUGGCCAAGAUGGAGGAUUGAGGAGGGACAUGGACAUUCAGGACUAACCCUCUAUGGGUUGGCCCUCCCAGAAGUCUCUGGGCUGGUGGACUUGCCCCUUCCUACCUGCUAAGUGACGUCAUUUCCUGCCAGGAUGGGUAGCCCUUGGAUGGUGGUAGGUCAUAUAGGGGUAUCUGAGCUCCUGGUGCUAAGUGAGAUCACAUUAUUUAUUGUCCAUACCAUUACUUCUUGUGAACAGGAAGAUGUCACUCCUCCUAGCAGGAAAGCUUUUCACUGUCAGAUGUUUGUGCUUCUUUUCAAAAGGUUCUUACUUUUUAAAUAGAGCAUUCUCAUUUUAUCCUA
Molecule: messenger RNA, 1961 nt
Organism: Cebus imitator (Panamanian white-faced capuchin)
Lineage: Eukaryota; Metazoa; Chordata; Mammalia; Primates; Cebidae
Gene: LURAP1
Product: leucine rich adaptor protein 1
Exons: 2
Coding region: 229-948 (239 amino acids)
Biological process (GO): positive regulation of cytokine production; positive regulation of canonical NF-kappaB signal transduction
Source: RefSeq, a predicted model, not a curated record